This is a messenger RNA of Xiphophorus couchianus (Monterrey platyfish), 3876 nucleotides long. It is a transcript of the gene rbpjl, whose product is annotated as recombination signal binding protein for immunoglobulin kappa J region-like. The transcript is spliced from 11 exons. Lineage: Eukaryota; Metazoa; Chordata; Actinopteri; Cyprinodontiformes; Poeciliidae. The coding region runs from base 100 to 1794 and encodes 564 amino acids. Gene Ontology annotation, molecular function: DNA-binding transcription activator activity, RNA polymerase II-specific; RNA polymerase II cis-regulatory region sequence-specific DNA binding. Gene Ontology annotation, cellular component: nucleus. The record is from RefSeq and is a predicted model, not a curated record. Gene Ontology annotation, biological process: regulation of transcription by RNA polymerase II.
AACAAAAACAGACAAAACAAAACGCAACAACCACUUGAGCUGCAAUCGGCAGCUUCUGAAAGGAUUCAUAUUUUUUAAGCUGCACAAGAUUUUCUCCUUAUGCCAAAAGCGUUUUUAAAUGAUACUAAAAUGGUCUUAGGAUGUUCCCCGUUUUUCGACAGAUUAUUAGCACAAAUCUCUCUCGGUCUCUCAGAAACGUCCAUGCAACAGGCGAUAUUCUCGCACACAGACUCCGCUCUGCUCCCCACCUUCCCACUUCCCCCGGAUCCAACAAAUCCGCUGUCUCACCUGGGGACGCUGAUGCCAGGACACGACGCACCGCGGACCGGCGGAUGGGACAGGAGAAUUGACCCAGGCUUACAAGGCUGUCAUCUUCUGGGUGGAGCGAGAGAGGCAAAACGGGAAGCACAUGCAGACCAGAGCGUCACCAUCCUGCACGCCAAGGUUGCUCAGAAGUCCUAUGGCAACGAGAAAAGGUUUUUCUGCCCUCCACCUUGUGUUUAUAUCAGCGGUCAUGGAUGGAGAGUCGUGCAGGAUCAUUUGAAAGCGGGAGGUUAUGGGGACUCAGUCUAUCGGAUAUGUGGUUACAUGUGUCUGGACAGCUCCAGUCAGUCACAAGCAGAUGCAUUCAAACUGCUUUUUGAUGAGCAACCAAACUCAAGGCAGUUGUUUGCUUGUGCAAAGUCCCUCUUCAUCUCCGACCAAGACAAGAGGAAGCAUUUUUGCCUGCUGCUGCGACUUUUUUUAGGCAACAGACAGGAAGUGGGUUCCUUCCAAAGCAGGAUGAUCAAAGUGAUCUCCAAACCUUCCCAGAAGAGACAGUCCAUGAAGAAUGCUGACUUGUGUAUAUCCUCCUGCUCCAAAGUGGCUUUGUUCAACCGUUUACGCUCACAGACGGUCAGCACUCGUUACCUCUCAGUGGACAGAGGAGCUUUCAUAGCCAGUGCCAGACAGUGGACAGCCUUCACCAUCACCAUGGUGGAUGACCAGCGUGCUGACCAGGGUGGGAUUGUGCUGAGUGAAGGCUUCAUCUGUUAUGGUUCUGUGGUUCAGUUCAUUUGCACUGAGUCAGGAGUUGCCCUGCCACCCAUGGUUAUCCGGAAGGUCAACAAGCAGCACGCCAUCUUAGACGUGGAUGAACCCGUUUCUCAGCUACACAAGUGUGCCUUUCAUUUCAGAGACAAUCCCAACGCUUAUCUGUGCCUAUUGAAUGAUACCAUCAUACAGUACCAGGCUCCAUCCAGCAUCAGAGACUCCAGCAGGGUGGUGCUAAACGAUGGAUCCUGCUGGACCAUCAUUGGUGUGGAAGUGGUUCAAUUCACCUUUAAUCAGGGUUUGACCUGCAUUCAGACCCCAGUCAGUCCUUUUCCUGUUAUUAAUGGGUUAGAGGUGAACGGUGGAGGACAUGUUGCCAUGCUGGAGAUCCAUGGAGAAAACUUCAGCCCUCACCUCAAGAUGUUGUUUGGGAACAGAGAAGCUGAGACGAUGUUCAAGUCUCCCAAAUCUCUGCUCUGCGUUAUUCCUGAUGUUUCAGUUUAUAGUGACAACUGGCGCUGCUUUCGUCGCAUUAUCACUCUUCCUUUGUCGCUCAUCAGAACUGACGGCCUCAUUUACCGUACAUCCUAUAGCUUCACCUACACCCCGGAGCUCCACCUGUCUGCAUCCUCCCGAGGGGCAGCCGGGGGCAGAGAGGGAGGGGCAGAUGGAGGCCAGGAAGAUGGAGAGGACAUCCUGUUAGAGACAAUUCAUCAAGAAUUCACCAGAACUAAUUUUCACCUCUUCAUGCAGAGUUAACCGUCUUGUUUACAGUCCUCAGCUGAAUUUAAUAUUAUGAAACAAAGAAAUAAGGUCUGCAGUCUGGUCCAAUUACAUAAAAUCACUCAUUGUAGUCUUUUGUAGACUUCUUUGUUCUUGCAGGAAUACAUUUCACACAGGGGUCUCCAAUGAAGGGUUUAAAGAAAUAGUAAUUAUUUGUUAACAUGGCUCUUUCAGCGGGUUUGUUCAUGAUGCAAUUUUCAAAUCCAAAGGAAAUAUUUGGAUUCAACCUUUGCCAUGCAGCAGGAAGUUCGUCUGUAUUGAAGAUAGAGAGAAAACACUGAUUUUCUGUGGCUAUCAGAAAGACACAUCUCGGUAUGUCUAAUAUAAUAUUAUAAUGUUUAUUGAAGAAGAAAGUAUGUCUUGCAACAAAAGACCUACUGACCGCUCUGUGAGAGGAUGUUUUUUCUGAAGGGACAGACUGAGGCAGCCUGCGGAGAGAAUAAACUGCUUCCUAUUUGAUCCAUUUAGAAACAGCUUCCAACUUCAGUUUCUGUGAAAUGAAGGAAGCAAGAGUGUAAUCUGAGGGUGUACCUUUUUAUGUUUGCAUGCUAGUUUGUGACCCAGCUGUCAUAAUUUAAAGUCAUGUAAGACAAAACAUGGUUCAGUUUUAAGCAACCAGGUUAUCAAUAAUCACCAUCAUAUACUGAGAAAGGGAGUUAGGAAACUAAACAAAAAUCUGAUCAAAUCUCACAAAUAAUAUCUGCAUAUAAUUUAUAUGGUGAAUAUUUACAUGGGUUGGGCAAAGCAUGGGGUCUUUCUCGAGACCUCUGCCUCCAGAGGCCAUAGGGUGAGAGGCACGGUGUACAAAGUUGACAGGUUGCCAAUCUGUCACAGGGACAGUGACGCACAUUAAAGAAACAUUUUAAUACAGAAGUGCACCAAAUAAACCUGCUUAAAGGUUUUUAACCUUUAAGUAGGUUUUCACAAGGUGCUUUUUAUCUGCCAAGACAACCUUAUGAGAACAUAUUCUAAUUUAUUGAAAAUGACUCUGCAUUCUGAGGAAACCAGAGUACCCAGAGAGCAACUUUACACAGAACUGUCAGGAAUUCAACACAGGGCCUUGUUGGUUCGAGGCAACAGUAUUUACAACCAAAGAUCAGCUGAAAAUUAACUGAUCAAACUGUCUCUAACAAAAGGCAGAUGCAACGUAUUGCAAUCGUUUGUUUUUUAGCUACAGUGGCAUUUUGGUUCUUAGUGGAAUUGGGUAAGGAGAAAACUUACACUUGGUGAGAACAUUCAGACUCCACACAAAACGGCCCCUGAGAGAUCUGAACUAGAGACCUUCUAGUUGUUGGCCAAGAGUGCUGACUGUGCUGCAACAGUGUUGAUAGCCCGACUGACCCAAGUGUUACUUUGAGAGAUUUGUGCCUCUGCAGAGGUUCUGUUAUGAAAAACAACAGUGCCAUGUCACCAAUGCUGCUAAUGUUAUUACUGCCUCCUUCAUUUAUCCAGCACAUAUCUGAUUAGACACAUAUAUUUUGGCUCUGGACUGUUGGCUGAGUUCAUAGUGACUCAUUAUUUAGUUGUGAUCUGUUUAAAUCAGUUUUGUGCUUAUGAAAAUUAUAGCUGUUGUAUUUUUAGGCUUUGAUCUGACUAACCAGCGCAAUAAUUGGUGGAAUAAGGUUUUGUUAUCAACAUAUCUACAGUAUGUCACAACUUUGCAUAUUUAUGUAGCUAUUUGUAUUUGUAUUAUACAUACAUCUAAUAUUAUGCAUUUAAGCUUUGGUCACUAAUAAUCAGCUUAAUCUUUAAUAGCAUUUUAUUCUCUUUGUGCUACCCAUUUUACAGGAACCUAAUAUUUGUACCGGCAUCAACGUUGACCAGCCGAGAACUAAAACUUGAGACAACACACUUGAAUAAUUACUUUAGAUCACCAAUGAUUGUUCAAAAGCUUUCUUUGCAAACUUUGUGAACAGAAAAGUCAAGCUGCUCAGGUAUCCAUGUUUUCAUGAGUUUAAGGAUUAUUUCUGUGGCUUUGCGUCUGGAAUUGCCUCUGAUCUUCUGCUGUGCUGCACAUUAAACAGAAAUGUUGGAAGCAGAAUAAAGCGACGACAGAUA